Messenger RNA from Juglans regia (Persian walnut), 1015 nucleotides. RefSeq names its product zinc finger matrin-type protein 2-like. The coding region runs from base 202 to 813 and encodes 203 amino acids. Gene Ontology annotation, cellular component: spliceosomal complex; U4/U6 x U5 tri-snRNP complex. NCBI's taxonomy places the organism in Eukaryota, Viridiplantae, Streptophyta, Magnoliopsida, Fagales, Juglandaceae. Gene Ontology annotation, biological process: mRNA splicing, via spliceosome. The record is from RefSeq and is a predicted model, not a curated record. The transcript has 10 exons. Gene Ontology annotation, molecular function: zinc ion binding; nucleic acid binding.
AAAAAUUUCCCGUUAUUGUGUAGCUUUACCCGCCCCUUUCUGUCCUUCGUCGGUUCCUUGAUCCUUGCCCACUUUUCUUCGACUUCAGUGACUCGGAAUCCGAAUUAGGGUUUAGCUCGAAUUACUUGGAGACUGAAGAAUUCAAUUGCGGUGUUGGCUAAUCUAUAAAUUACCUCAAGAAUUUCGUUUUUAUUUUAAUCCAUGGCACACACCAGCGACGAUGUUGUAGGGGUUGAUAACACUUUCAGAAGGAAGUUUGAUCGGGAAGAGUAUUUGGAACGAGCCAGGGAGCGUGAAAGACAGGAGGCGGACGCGCGGGUUAAAUCAAAAUCGAGAGGUCCUCCAGUGCAAAGGAAGCCCUUGAAACAUAGGGAUUUUGAAGUAGACCUUGAAUCUCGCUUGGGAAAAACUCAGGUUGUUACUCCAGUGGCACCUUUAAGUCAGCAGGCUGGAUACUACUGUUCCGUUUGUGAGUGUGUCGUGAAGGAUUCUGCAAAUUACUUGGAUCAUAUCAAUGGAAAGAAACAUCAAAGAGCGCUGGGUAUGUCUAUGCGGGUAGAACGGGCAUCUGUCGAACAGGUCAAGGAGAGAUUUGAAGUUCUCAAGAAACGUAGAGUUCCUGGCAGCUUCACAGAGCAAGAUCUUGAUGAGCGGAUCUUAAAGCAGCAGCAAGAAGAGGAGGAACGGAAGCGCCAACGUCGAGAAAAGAAAAAAGAGAAGAAGAAAGAGAAGGCAGCAGAGGAGGAAAUUGAAGUGGAUCCUGAUGUUGCAGCUAUGAUGGGAUUUGGAGGAUUCAGUUCAUCCAAGAAGUGAUCAUGUUUGAUAGUUGUAUCCUGUACUGGGAGUGAGCUUUAUAGUGCUUUCUUGAUGUUCUAUAUUUGUAUCAAAAAGCAAAAUUCACGGUAUGACUAAACAUUUAUGACACAUUUAACAAGUGAUGUCAUUCAUGUUCAUUUUUGUGCAUUUCUCCUUGCAGGAGAUACUGAAAGUAAGAUUUAAGGCUACCUUGUACAUA